AGGCGGGGGCCGAGCGGUGGGAGGCAGGGGCGCCCUAGUGUUCAAUGAGGGCCAUGGAGGCCCGGCAGCCCCCGUCUAGAAGCUUUUUCUCCAAGGCUUUUGGGCCCUUCCCUCGUGUUCUGGCUGCAGAAGCGGUGGCCGAUUCGGAGUCCCUGGCCAAGGACCAGACGCUUCCUUUCUACGUCCCCGAACCCCAAUUCCCGGAAUCAGGAUGGGACCGUCUGCGGCAGCUGUUUGUCAAAGAUGAACAGCAAAGAAUGUCAAAGGAACUUGAGAAUAUUUAUAGGGCAGCAGUUUCAGCAGGCAUCAUUGGAUGGGCUUAUGGGGGAAUACCAGCUUUUAUACAUGCGAAACAGCGCUACAUUGAGCAGAGCCAAGCAGAAGUUUAUCACAACCGGUUUGAUGCUGUGCAAUCUGCACAUCGAGCUGCCACACGAGGCUUCAUUCGCUAUGGCUGGCGCUGGGGGUGGAGAACCACUGUGUUUGUCACUGUUUUCAAUACAGUGAAUACUGGUCUAACUGUAUACAGAAAUAAAAAUGCCCUAAGCCAUUUUGUCAUUGCAGGAGCUGUCACAGGAAGCCUUUUCAGAAUAAACCUGGGCUUGCGUGGCCUGGUUGCUGGUGGUAUAAUUGGAGGAUUGCUUGGCGCUCCAGUUGGAAGCCUGUUGAUGGCUCUUCAAAUGUAUUAUGGUGAGACUGUUCAGGAAAGAAAACAGAAGGAUCAAAAAGCACUCCAUGAGCUGAAGUUGCAGGAGUGGAAAGCAAGAUUACAGUUUACAGAGCUCCUCCCUGGAGAAAUCGAAAGUGAUUUACAGAAAAAUAAAUCCAAAGAAGAUGCUGAGAAAAUUGAAGCCUUGCUAAACCUUCCUAGAAAUCCUUCAUCAACUGAUAAACAAGACAAAGACUAAAAGGGUCCUGGGCCUUGGAAAGCUCUUGGGAGAGUUUCAGGAACUGUGCUGCCAUAUCCACAUCCUUGCUGGAUGACAAAUCUGAAUGCUGGCCCUAGAUGGGAAGUGAUUUAAAUGUUCUUUUUCAUUUUGAUUUCACACCAGGAUUUGGACUGUUGUACUCUAAUACAUUUAAAUACAUAGUUACAUGUAUUGGUCUGUUAUGUUUCUUAUAUCUAUACUGAUGGAUAAAUGUACUUUUUCCUGAAUUUUGCAAAAGUAAAUAUAAAAUUUCCUAAAAGAUUAAA
Suncus etruscus (white-toothed pygmy shrew) is the source of this 1195-nucleotide messenger RNA. RefSeq names its product translocase of inner mitochondrial membrane domain containing 1 (gene TIMMDC1). Gene Ontology annotation, cellular component: mitochondrion. The record is from RefSeq and is a predicted model, not a curated record. Bases 45 to 908 code for a protein of 287 amino acids. The transcript has 7 exons. NCBI's taxonomy places the organism in Eukaryota, Metazoa, Chordata, Mammalia, Eulipotyphla, Soricidae.